Oppia nitens is the source of this 1603-nucleotide messenger RNA. RefSeq names its product serpin B6-like. The transcript has a single exon. Gene Ontology annotation, molecular function: serine-type endopeptidase inhibitor activity. The record is from RefSeq and is a predicted model, not a curated record. Bases 26 to 1486 code for a protein of 486 amino acids. Lineage: Eukaryota; Metazoa; Arthropoda; Arachnida; Sarcoptiformes; Oppiidae.
AAUAAUAAUAAUAAUAAUUCUAAUAAUGAAGUCAAAAAUAUUAUCAUUAAUAUCCAUAUCGUGGAUGAUAUUACUGAUUGCCACCAAUCAUGUUAUCAGUGCUGCUGCCGAUGAAGUUAGUGCUGAAGAGGAAGCUCUUGUCAAAGAUCUUUUAGGCGAUACCGACGCCGACGACAAAACAAUAGACUGUUUCUCGUCGGUCAGUGAUAAACAAUUGGCCGACAAUAAGGUGUCGACAUUGAGUCCAACAGAGCUAAGCCGUGUCCUUAUCGAAGGAUCGCAUAGUUUUGCAUUUGAUUUGUUAAAAGCUUUGCAUAAAUUUGAACCCAAAGACAAUUCGUUUGGUCUACUCAUGAGUCCAUCGUCUAUUUGGUCGACUUUGGUCAUCACUUAUCUGGCAUCCAAUGGCGAAACAGAGACAGAACUAAGAAAUAAGUUACGCCUUCAGUCGAUAUCCAAGUCGUCGGUUGGUUUGGCUUAUCAGGGCUUAAAACUGUGGAACGAUUUGAAGAAAAAUAUGACCAAAAUGUCCGAUUCGGAGAAGACAAUACUCAGUCAGGCCAACAGAAUCUUCGUUAACAACGAUCUUCAGAUUAAUCCAUGUUUUGCCGAUUACUUUGAUGACGACAUCCGACCGAUGAACUUCACAACACAGCCGAUACAGUCGACCCGCUAUAUCAAUGGUUGGGUGGAAGAGCUGACAAACGGCAAGAUUACUGAUCUCAUACCGAAUGGUUCGAUCAAUCCGUGGACUAAAAUGAUUAUCGCAAACGCCGUCUAUUUUCAUUCAAAAUGGUUGAACGAAUUUACUAAAGAUAGUACAAGAAAUACGACGUUUUUCUUGUCGCCAACCGAUGAGAUUAGUGUGGAAAUGAUGUCAAUGGAGUCGACCAUUAUGUACGGUAUAUCUGAGAAACUGCAGGUAACAGCCAUCGACUUGUCGUACGCCAAUCCCGACUACUCGAUGAUCAUCAUAUUGCCCGACGUUGGCAAAGGUCUCGAUUCGCUCAUAGCCAGCAUAACACCCGCCGAUCUCUACGAACUGGUGGCCAACAUGUACGACGACGAAGUGGCCAUUCAGUUACCGAAAUUCAAGGUCGAACAAGAAUUCGAAAUGGCCGGACCAUUGUAUUCGAUUGGCAUUAAAAAACUAUUUGAUCCCCGAUUUGCCAAUCUAUCGUCACUGUUCGCCGCCGCCGCCGACAAUCAUGUCGCCAAUGGCACCAAUACCACAAAAUCUGGUCAUCAUCAUCAUCGGGAAACGGGUAGCGGUUUUGCACUGAAUUCGGUAAUUCACAAGUCCUAUAUAACGGUCAACGAAGAGGGCACAGAAGCAGCGGCCGCAACAGCUCUCAUCUAUGGCCGAUCCGGACGGCCAGUGUUUACCACACAAUUCAUAGCCAACCGACCGUUUCUCUAUCUCAUCCGUGAUGUGGCCACCAAUUUCAUACUGUUUUUGGGAACUGUUCGCCGACCGCAACAAUAGUUUUUUUUAAUAAAUAUAUUACUAAACAUUCAAACGUAACAUAUUUUUUUAAUACUGUAAAUAGAAAUUAAAACAUUACUACUGUAUUAUUAAUUUUUAAAUUUAUAUAUAUAUAAU